Messenger RNA from Lindgomyces ingoldianus, 675 nucleotides. RefSeq lists its product as uncharacterized. Lineage: Eukaryota; Fungi; Ascomycota; Dothideomycetes; Pleosporales; Lindgomycetaceae. The coding region runs from base 1 to 675 and encodes 224 amino acids. The transcript has 10 exons. The record is from RefSeq and is a predicted model, not a curated record.
AUGCAUCUAUAUGGUUUGUUGGUAGUCGGGAAUAGCAUUAUGGAUGGUACUUGGCUGGCAUUAGGUGCUAGCCGCAUUCAGGUUUUUGGUGGAAUCGAACAGCACCCACCUCCAGCGCCAGAUGCUGUAAUAUUGUAUGCAUCCAUAUGGUUUGUGGGUACUGCAUUCGGGUUUUUGGUGGAAUCGAACACCAUCCACCUCCAGCGGUUAGUGCAUUAUGGUACUUGGCUGGCAUUAGGCGCUAGCUGCAUUCGGGUUUUUGGUGGAAUCAAACACCAUCCACCUCUAGCAUCAGGAAUAGCAUUCUGCAUUUGGGUUUUUGGUGGAAUUAAACACCAUCCACCUCUAGCUUAUGCAUACAUAUGGUUUUGGAAUCAAACAGCACCCACCUCCAGCAGCUUAGCACGCGCGCUAGCCAUAAACAACUAUUUGCGACCUCAUAAGCUCUUUUCACCUCUACAAUCCACUACUCUCCGCUCCAGCAGCAGAAGCAGCAGCAGCGACGACGGCGACGACGACGACAACGACAACGACAGUGUGGCGUUUUCCCUAAGUCCCUUCGAGGCGGUACCUAUCCCGAAAGCCCCCCCCCUCCCCUCCUCUCCAUAUCCUCCACCCCUAUUUGCCGCCCGCUGCAGUGGAAACAACCCAUUGCACUCCAACAAACCUGCCUAG